AUAUAGACCUCCAGCAGGCUCGUCACAAUGGUACCUCUGGCGGUCGCAUAUUUUCAUCUUCAAUAAUACCCCUCACCUCUUCUACUGCGUCUUCUCCUGCGAGGAUAAGUCUUCGUCCGUACAACAAGUCAUGCUAUGAAAUAAGUAGCAGGCAUGCAGCAAGACAGCGAACUAUUUGAACUUGACAAGCAUGGGCUCUGCCUAUUAUCCCUCGAUGGCGGCGGGGUCCGAGGGCUGUCGUCCCUAUGCAUCCUCAAGGGGAUUAUGACACAACUACGAGCGUGGGUUAGACGGUCUCCCUCCUGUAAAGCCAUGCGACAUAUUCGAUCUUAUUGGCGGUACAAACUGAUUGCGAUUAUGCUCGCUCGGCUCGAAAUGGAUGUCGACGAAUGCAUCUCGGUAUACAGCGAGCUUAUAAAAUCCAUCUUUAAAAAGAAAGCGAGUUGGUUACCAAUCAGUUUGACAGGUAAAACUAAGUCCCGGUUCAAGUCUGCGAAACUUGAGAGCGCAAUCAAACAGGCAAUUAUUAGGCGUGGGUCUAAGGAGACGGAUCUCUUUAAUGAUCAGGUCGGUCGUAAAUGCAAAGUUUUCGUUUGCACAAUCGCGCACGAGAACAGGGCAAUCGUUCGCUUAAGGAGUUACAAUAUGCGAGGUGAACUCGAUAUUCCUGUUACUAUUACCGACGCUGCACUCGCGACGUCCGCCGCGACGACCUUUUUCGACCCUGUUAAUAUUGGAGCACGCAAGUUCGCCGAUGGUGCCUUGGGCGCAAAUAAUCCGGUAAGAGAGGUGGAAGGGGAAGCCUCGAACAUCUGGUGUCCCGAUACAGGAGACCUAAAGCCUCUCGUCAAGUGCUUCGUCUCGGUCGGGACUGGGAACCCUGGACAAAAGCCAAUCAAGUCAAGGAUCUUGAAAUUCCUUUCCCAGACGCUAGUAGAACUUGCGACGGAGACAGAGAAAACGGAAAACGACUUCGUUUCUAACUGGCGCCAACACUACGAUGAAAGGCGUUACUUCCGCUUCAAUGUUGAGCAAGGGCUACAGGGUGUCGAAUUGGCGGAAUAUGAAAAACAAGGCACCAUAUGACUAUCUCGAGUACCAAGCCCCAAGAUUCCGAGUACGGGAUUGCGUUCAAAAUUUGAAAUUGAAGCAAAGUAUGUACAUCGAAAGCUCUAUGUAAAAUACUCAUUCCUCAGUUAACCUUGCAAAGAGAUUCCGGACAAUGAUCUCUUGCGUAUAAUC
Molecule: messenger RNA, 1242 nt
Organism: Daldinia caldariorum
Lineage: Eukaryota; Fungi; Ascomycota; Sordariomycetes; Xylariales; Hypoxylaceae
Product: FabD/lysophospholipase-like protein
Exons: 3
Coding region: 154-1086 (310 amino acids)
Biological process (GO): arachidonate metabolic process
Cellular component (GO): membrane
Source: RefSeq, a predicted model, not a curated record